This is a messenger RNA of Bactrocera neohumeralis, 4357 nucleotides long. RefSeq names its product ras-related protein Rab-26 (gene Rab26). Gene Ontology annotation, molecular function: GTPase activity; GTP binding. The record is from RefSeq and is a predicted model, not a curated record. Gene Ontology annotation, cellular component: Golgi apparatus; endosome. The transcript is spliced from 7 exons. The coding region runs from base 3149 to 4228 and encodes 359 amino acids. Lineage: Eukaryota; Metazoa; Arthropoda; Insecta; Diptera; Tephritidae.
CUUUUGUGCGGUGGACGAAAAGUUUAUAAUCACGGCGUAACAACAAAUAAUGUAAACAACGUAAAGCGAAAUUAAGUUUAACUACAUAUACACAUAUACAUACAUAUAUGUAUGUACAUAUUUAUGUACAUAUAAAAAAAAAGUUUUCACGUGAAUACACACACACAUAGAAAUGCACAAUUAUUAGAAACGUCAAAAUACAAAUCGCGCAAAACUGCCGGAAAUCAAUGUGAAAAAAUCGAAUGCGAAAUGCUAUGGAAUAUAACUAAAAUGCAGGAUACAUGCAGAUGCUGGUGAUGUUAUCAGUGAUUUCGAGGAAUUCGUUCAAGAUAUGGGUUGACUUACAUAUACUAAUAAUAAGUACUUGUAUGUAUGUGGGUCGUGAACUUGCAAAGGACGUACACAUCGGUAUUACACGGCGCGUGGGAGGAACAGUAUACAAACAAAGGCCGCAAAAACUGGAGCAGCAGUAGAAAAAUAUGUAUGAUUGGGUGUAUAUCAAAGUGACUUUUAGUUGUUGCAAGUGCAACGACAAUGGAAGUAUUGUAAUUGCAAUUACGUUGUGACGUCUUAGACACAAAAAGUCGCCAUUGGCUGAAGUUGGGGUUAACUAUAAGAAGCUCAUACCACUGCGUGUGUGAAGUUAAAACCAUUUGGUACGUAUACUAUGUACUACCAACGAUUAAUCACGUGAGGAUAAAAAACAUUAAGUACAUAAUCCUCCCAAUUUGACUGUGAUAAAAUGAAAAAGGGAAAUGCGUAAGAAAUUAAAUUGAUAUAGAAACCUGGAAACUGUGUUGACGGAAGAAAAAUGUUAAAAAUUGAAAAUCUAAUAUACAAAUAACUAAGAAUAUUAUAAAUGCAUAGCCAAUAUAUCAUAGCUUUACAAUUCAAUUAUAAUCAGAUAAAACGCUAUUUAUGUAUAUCCAAAUGGAGCGGACAAGUUGUGAUAGACCGUGUGGGUGGCAAUUGCGCUGAGCAAGGAAUGGAGUGAGAAAUAAAUCAUGUACUGAAAAUCUCUGUCGUCACAUGCUUAUAUCCAUAAGUUGAAAGCUUUAGCAAAGAGGAGUAGAUAAAAAGAAGCAUGUAACUACAUUUAAUCUAGUAGUUAUCACAGUGCUUUAGAUGUAAACAAAACACCAAUUUAUUACUAAGUACAUUUUUUAAAUAACAAUAAAACCAAUAAUUUAAUUAAUUUUUAUAUUUAAUAAAUUUAAUAUAAGUAUUAGCUUAAAGUUCUUUGAAAUACUUGUUAUGCCGCAAUCCGUAUCCUAACAUGCAACAACAAAUAUAAAAUAUGAAGAUAAUCAUGUGACUGGUGUUUUUACUACGAAAACGUCGAAUAACAAAACAACAGACUGCAAAAUAAACAACAAGCAUAAAUACAUACAUACAUAUGUAACUUUAUAGGUACACCGUGUUUAGUUAUUGAAAAAUCAAAUCGCACUGUAAUAAUUAAUUAAUCAACAAUUAACCGACGACUUUACUUUGCAGUAUUUAUGUAGCAUAUGUAAGUUAUGUAUUAAAACAAAAUACAUCGGCAUCAAUGAAAAUGCAAAUAGAAAUUGCUUUAAAAAUCAGACAGUAGGUGAAUAAUGGAAAAUAUCUCUACAAAUUGUUAAAUUAUGGACCUGGGUGUGCAAAAUCGAUUUCCAAAAAUUUGUUAAAAAAUAAACUCAAAAACAAAAAAAUUAUAAUAACAACAAGUAUAAAAGACAGCAAAAAAUAAAGCACAAAUUGUAAUUACAAUAACAUAAUUACAAAAAAGAAGAAUUUAUAUACAUACAAACAUUGUCUUUAAUACGCAGUUAAUAUAAAAUAUUAGGGAAUUUAAUGUGUAGUUUGAAAAUAUUAAAUAAAUACGCGAAAAUAGUAGAAAUAUAAACAAAAAUCAUAUACAUGCAUAUAUAGUGUCGUGCAUACGAAAUAUACAAACUUGUUGAAAAUAUGGAAAAUUAUAUACCAGUAUAGGCAUAAGUGUGUGUAACAACGAUUUAUGAAUUUACACCUAUGAAUACAUAUACGAUAAUUAUAUAUGCUACGUUAACCAGUUAAAAAAAAAUAAUGUAAUCGUAUGAGAAAAAACGCGAAUGGCCACAUAUUUAAAUAAAUAAUAGUAUCGAUUGUCACUAUAACUUCGAAAAAUUAAAUAGCACCAUAUAAAAUUUAAUGUUAAAUAGCAACAACGUAACUCGUGCAAAUAAAAACAAACAUACUCACAUACAAAAUUACAUUUAAAAACUUCAGUUAUUAAAAACAAUAAAAAGAGAAACAUUGCCAAACCACCGCCACUACUCCGAUAUUGCUCAGAGUCGGACAGGAAAGACAUAUGGACAAUCAAACUCUAAAUGCAGAAACGUCAUAACCUAACAUAUGGUCAUACCGAUUAAAUUUACCACAUGACGUGCUGCAAAGGCUCCCCAAAGCAUACCCUUAGCUACUAAAAUAAUUUGUCAAGUAAACCCACGUAAACACCAAUACUUGGAAAACAAACUCUUUUGCAACAAAACAAAAAAAUCGGGAAAAGUGUAUAAACAAAACUGAAUUGUUUCGUUGUUCGGUAAAAAAAGUGGAUGUGGGCGAGAGAAAAACGAAAGCGGCCACUGAUAGCAAUUGAGAUUUUAAUAAAACAGUGAUAACUGUAAAAACACCAACCCCAUUUUUGUACAACUAACUGUUAAUCAACAGAUGAGCGACUGUUAUUAUAUAAACUACAUUUCAGUCAACGUAUUUGGAAAUUGAAAGCACGCGAAAACUGAACUUUACAAAAGCUUUAAAACUCCCAUUAGCUUUUAUUUAACUAAGCAUUUGCUACAGCACUUUCAAAACUGUGCAUAAAAAGCUAAUUGUAUUGUUGUUACGAAAAAAAAAACCUGUUGCUCAAAUUAUAACUAGCAAUUACCGUUGAGUAUUAAAUAGUAUCCCACCAACACCCGUUAAAACAAGUCGUAUAAGUAACUAGUUAAUGUGAAACACCAAAAAUAUUAAAGCAAAAAAUAAUUUAAAUAAGUAAUAUUCGUGUAAUGCCUAACCCCAACACUGCUUCCCAAGAAACAUCCUUUCACUACUACUACUUCGCUUUAUAUUUCGCGCACUACAAGGACUCGCUUGUUAUAAAUCGCGUGUGUGCCUAGUGUGUUAAUUGAAAAUGUCCCAUAUACCCGACGAUGCCAGCAGUAUGAGUGACGACGUUUUCGAAGAUCCCGAGACCACGCAACGCCGCCUAGAGGAGACGGCACGCUAUCGCGCCAACUAUGCAACCAGCGGCAGCGGUUUUGGUGGCGGUGGCAGUAGCGGUAUCGGUUCCAGUCUCGGCGGCAGCAGCAGCAAUGCUUACAGCACCGGCUAUCCGGGUUAUCGUCCACCGGUUAAGGCAUUGCAAAUGUAUGCUCUUGAAGACGCUGUCUUUCAUGGUGAUGGUGAGGACGAUGAAUACGAAGAUGGUUGGCGUUCCUAUCGUUACGAUGAAGUUGGCAUGUACUGUCAACCGCCGCAGCCUCCGUUCGAUGACACGGUCAAUCAUAAGACAAUAUUGCUUGGCGAUUCCGGUGUUGGUAAAACAUCAUUCCUGGUAAAGUACAAUACGGGCGAGUUUCGUUUAGGUUCCUUUUCUGCCACAGUCGGCAUCGCUUUAACGGUGAUUAUGUUGGGUGACUCUGGUGUUGGAAAAACUUGUCUGCUUAUACGAUUUUAUGAUGGAAAAUACAUGCCACACUAUUAUAUAACUACAGUAGGCAUUGAUUAUCGGAACAAAGUUGUGGUUGUGGAUGGCACACGCGUCAAAUUGCAAAUUUGGGACACAGCUGGUCAGGAGCGAUUUCGCAGCGUCACCCACACCUAUUAUCGCGAUGCGCACGCACUUCUACUCUUGUAUGACGUCACCAAUAAAACCACUUACGACAACAUUCGCGCUUGGCUGGGCGAGAUCAGAGAUUAUACUCAGGACGAUGUUGUGAUUGUGCUUAUUGGUAACAAGGCAGACUGCAGCAAUAGUGAACGACAAGUGAAACGUGAGGAUGGCGAACGUCUAGCACGUGAGCACAAUGUCCCCUUUAUGGAAACAUCGGCAAAAACUGGAUUGAAUGUAGAACUUGCUUUCUCCGCUGUGGCCAGGCAAUUGAAGUGUCGAGGCACCGUCAAUGGUGAUGAUGGCAAAUUCAAUGUCCACGAUUACGUACGAGAUAAUACACAAGCACGCACAAUGUGUGCACAGUGCAAAUCGAUGUAGACACGGUGGUAACUGGGAAUUAUCACUAGUACAUAUAUGUAUGUACAUAAUUACUUGCCAAAAAAAGUUAUUAAUUAAAAGAAAAAAACUGAAACAAUUGAAUGUAUAAAAUAAAUAUUCAAAGCUUUA